GGAAGGAAGGAAGUGUUCCUGGUAUGAAUCGUUCUCAGUUUUUUUUCUCGUUUUUUUUUCUCCAUCGAGGAUAAUUAGAGUAGUACCUUGAGUGGGGCGUUUUGUAUGUACGCUGUAUGUUUUGUUUGUAUCAAGUGUAUCGCGUAUGGAUACGAGUGGUGGUGUGUAUUGUACGAGUGGAAAUAGUGGGGUGCGUGGAAAUUGACAUCCCGUUCCCUCCAGCAAGCAUCCUUGAUAUCGAUCCCAAGACAAGACAGGCAGGAAGACACGCAGUCUCUGUCCAAUCUCACUUCUCAACGAGUCCUCCGUCCAAUCCGUAUCCUCCUGUAGUCAUCUGUACCUCAAUCUCCGCGUCGAUCCAGAAAUCCAACGAACAAGAGCGAAUUCCGGGGGUGAGAGAAAUAAUUUGCCUCCUGCGCAGUCCGUAUGGGUGCCCGGUCAAUGCAUCACGACUAGACUGGAGUUACUCCAUACAAUAUCAAUCCUCCAUACUCCGACUAUGUAUACGCCGGUCUGGAGAAUCUGACAUCAACGUGGCUAAUCCGGGGACCAUCCAUCUUGCAGUUCACCGCUGCGAUGCGAGAAUAUGCAUUCCUCGUACGUACAAGAUACCAUUCUACGGCAUACGCCCUACGGCACAUUAUCCAUCCCGUAUAUCCCGUGCCGACUCUCCCACGGCUCCCACUCCGAAAGAUGGGAUUCAAAAUGCCUCAUAUUGAGUAUGUAUCGGGAAUGAAGCGAGGCGAGGCGAGAUGUACAGGUACAUGC
This is a messenger RNA of Aspergillus glaucus CBS 516.65, 768 nucleotides long. RefSeq lists its product as uncharacterized. The transcript has a single exon. The record is from RefSeq and is a predicted model, not a curated record. NCBI's taxonomy places the organism in Eukaryota, Fungi, Ascomycota, Eurotiomycetes, Eurotiales, Aspergillaceae. Bases 117 to 719 code for a protein of 200 amino acids.